GGCCCGGGAAGGCCGGAAGCGCUGCUGCGAGGGGCUGGCGGAGCGGGCGCUGCCCGCUUUACUGCCUGUCUACUUUUUGGAAGACUUCAGUCUGCUUGCUACAGCUGCUAACCCUUCUUUGUGGCUUAUAGUAAUUGACACAGACAUACCAGGUAGCAAACUGGUUGCAGGCUCUCUUACCCUUAAGAUGUGUAAUGGAACACAUUCCUUCCAAGCAAAAGAUACAAAUGUAAGGCCUUUUCAGACAUGGAGCACUUGACCCACCUGCUGCAGUGGUGACAUCGCUGCCACCGUGGUUAGAAGUGAGAUCUGACCCCUGCAAAAGGAAGGAGUGAAUGUUAGCCCAAGAAAUAGCAGUUAUAUUGCAUUGUUUCUCCCUGGCAACUCAAAUAGGCAUUGCCAAUGGAUGAACUUGUGCAUGACUUGGCGUCAGCCUUAGAACAGACUUCAGAGCAAAACAAGCUGGAUGAACUAUGGGAAGAGAUGGCCUUAAGCCCGCGGCAGCAGCGACGCCAGCUUCGCAAGAGACGGGGUCGCAAACGACGCUCAGACUUCACGCAUCAGGCAGAGCAUGCCUGCUGCUACAGUGAGGCCUCGGAGUCGAGCUUGGAUGAAGCUGUGAAGGAUUGCCGUGAGGUGCUGACAGCCAAUUUCAGUGACUCUGAUGACAUGGCAGCGGUCAAACGACAUCCAGCUCUCAGUGCCACCCUGAGGAGCAAGCAACACUCGUGGCAUGAGUCAGACUCCUUUACAGAGAAUGCACCCUGCCGGCCUCUUAGGCGCCGCCGGAAAGUCAAACGUGUGACAUCAGAAGUGGCUGCCAGCCUCCAGCAAAAGCUCAGGGUGUCAGAGUGGAACUAUGAGAGGGGCUGCAGGUUUAAGUCAGCAAAGAAGCAGCGUCUUUCGCGCUGGAAGGAAAAUGCCCCGUGGACGUCAUCCAGUCGUGGCCUUUGUGAAUCGGGAGAGAACAGACCCUUCCUCAGCAAGGGGGGAAGGAAGGAGCGGAUGGAGUGUGAAGCUGAUGAACAGAAGCAGGGCUCAGAUGAAAAUAUGUCUGAAUGUGAAACCAGCAGUGUAUGCAGCAGCAGUGACACCGGGCUAUUUACCAACGAUGAGGGCCGCCAAGGAGACGAUGAGCAGAGUGAUUGGUUUUAUGAAGGAGAAUGUGUCCCAGGAUUCACUGUCCCCAACCUUCUUCCCAAGUGGGGAGCUGACCACCGAUCUGAAGUGGAACGGAUUGACUCAGGCCUGGACAAGCUCUCAGAUUCCACGUUUCUCUUACCCUCACGACCAGCUCAAAGAGGAUUUCACGCUCGCCUGAACCGCCUUCCAGGAGCUGCUGCCCGUUGUCUUCGGAAAGGUCGAAGGAGGCUCGUUGGCAAGGAGACCUCCAUCAGCACUGUGGGCACCGAGAGGCUAGGUCAUGUUAGUGACCCGCGCCAGAAAGAAAAGAACAAAAUGCUGGCUUCUGAUUUCCCUCACACCGUGGCCUUUGCACAUGAGUUCAAUCCGUUAUCUCCUCUGUACUCUCUGGAUGUGCUUGCUGAUGCUUCCCACCGAAGAUGCUCACCAGCACACUGCACUGCCAGGCAAGCAAAUGUACACCUGGGACCACCGUGCUCAAGGGACAUCAAGAGAAAACGAAAGCCAGCUGCAGCCUCCAUGUCCAGCCCAACGUCAGCAACUUUAUCUGUGCAGAUGGAUGCUGCAGAGUCAGACCUACCAGCAACACCACCAUCCCCGAGAUCCCAGAACCCUGAGUGGACAGGGAAAAUACCAGCACCUGAGAAAGCCACAAUUGCUGCCUCCACUAACUUUUUUAAAAUGCCACCAGAGAAGAGCCCUGGAUACAGCCAAAAGGAAGCAUUGCAACUGUAAAAGCUUGCUGGAUUUUGGACGUAUUUGACUCUGGUGUGUGUCUCCACCAAACAUCUUGUUUGGCAAUAGACAUAUCCUCAGUAUUGGCGCGUGAUGUGCGCCAUUACCCAGACAGAAUCUGUGUUUAAAAACAGGUAACGAGUGUUGGGACUGCAGUGACUGUUUAAAAUGUUCUUGCUGUUGCUGUAUUUAUUAUGCGUUCAUCUCCUUACCUGAUGCCAACUCAUACAUGCUGGAUUGUGUACAGAAUCUUUUGGGUUUCAGAUCUUGGAUUUUUGUUCACUCUGUGCUUGUUUGCUGCAUUUAGCGUUUUCUGGGUGAAAGUUCCCACUGCUGCUCAAGGAGGCAAAAUGCACCCCCUGCUUUCUUCUAGGUCAGGAGGAUUUCUUGGCUGGGUAAUUAGAAUGAUAACAAGUUAAAAUAUGUAAGUUGAAUUCUGUGUUUGCAGAAUGUUUUCAGGCCGUAUGUAUGAACUUGAACAAUGUUUCUUCUAAUGAAACAACUACGGUGCAUGUCAAUUCAGAAAUUGCCAUUGGCCCACUAGCAGCAUGGUCCCUUAGACCUUUUUCCUUCUCUUGUUCUAAAUGCCUUUCGUCUUGCUUGUGUAUUGCAUGUUCUUUCCUAAAUUUCCUGGACAAGGAUUUGGGAGAACCAGUUGGACAUAAAUGUGCAAACUGAGGUCAUGGAUGGGAACCUGGACUUCCAAAACACUUGAAGUAUGCUAGAGAAUAUACCAAACUUCUGUUUCUCAGUGUUUAACUUCAAAAGUGACUGUCAGCAUUUCGCAGCACGUUUUCCACUGAAGUUAACAGAUAGCUGAAUGAAAAAACAUUUAAAGUACCGCUUCUGUUCAGAGCACUUUUGGCAUUGAUCAGACCACAGCUGUCUCAUGUUCUUGCUCCCUUCAGAAAGUAUUGUCUGCUCUAUCUGUUGGAGGUGUCUCCACCUGCUGAUGAUUGUACUUAACUCUGCAGCAUACACAGAAGAGAUUCUGUUCUCUAUGUAAUGCUUCCACUUCGUCCUCUGUUACCUUCUAUGUUUCACUAUGUCUAGGUAGUGAUUUCUCCCUACUUUUCUUGUGUUCUUGAUCAUAUUACGCUUUUCUCUAAUUAUUCUAUUUGCAGCAUAUUUUGGAGUUCAUUUUUAGAAUAUAUACCUGCAUAGCAUGUGUCAAGGGACCGGUGACCUCACGGGUUCUUAAGUCCUUUAACAAUAGGAUAUAUUUGUAUGCAUACCAUUGUUUUUACUUUCCUCACUGGGUGGAGCUUUCAGACAGGACUGUUAAAGCUUUUAAAAUUCAUUUUGAAUAUGGAAGUGCACUUAGAACUGUUUUUACUGUUUUUGCAGUGGUUUUAAUUGUUUUGCGGUGUUUACCUCUGUUUUAUAAAUCAGUAGCUGAGGGACAGAUUUGGUAGCAAGGCUAUAUGGUGGUAUUUUAUAUUUAAUUAUGUGUUAAAAUGUUAAAUCGUCAUAACAUGUACAAAACAAAAAUGGAAUGGCUCAGUCUAAAUGCAGAUUGACAAAUACAGUUCUAUUACAGACAUACUGCCUAUCUCUGAUCCCCUAAUACCUGCUUAUUCUUGGGGAGAGAUCCAAAUUGGAUUUACAUUUCGCAGCCCAAGCAAACUGUCAGAUCUGUCCAUGCAAAUCCCUCUCAAAACGUUUUUGUUGUUGUUGUUAGUGGUACAUUUUAGAGCUGUUUAGAUCAAGAAAAGCCCUUUUAUCUUGCUAAAGGAGUACAGGGGUCAGUUUGGAUUAUGAGACAGGCUGUGAGGGUUUUGUGGAGAGAGGAGUAUUCCUGUUUUAAAGUAGUUACUGGAUUGUCUUAUUUUUUACUUGAAGCACUUGGUUCGGUGGUGCUUGGGAGUUAGUGGAAGAGAUCUCAGCCCUGGAAGGGCCAAUAGUCUGGAACUGAAAAGUAGUCUCUGGUCUAUCUAGGACUUGUAAGCACGUUAAAGGCAAAGAUGGUCACCUUCUUGUGACGGUGUGCAGAUAAAUGUUAGUUUUGGGAACCUUGUAACCUAACCUGCAGGCAGUUUCAAUGACAAGGAGUGGUCUUCCUAAAAGAGCGUUUGUGCAAUUCAGAGGCUUUUAUCUCAAGAAGGAUCUUCCAAAACUUCACUUGAUUUGAGUCUAUUCCCCAGACACAGUCCUGUUUCAAUUUAGCUGAAAUUUUAAAUGGUGGUCUUUUGUGUUCCCCUUUUUAAAACAAUUCUAAUAUUGCAUGAUGUAUAAUGAGGAUUGUUUGGAGUAGUUCUGCUUUUUCUGUAAUCUAAGGACAAUUCUAAAACUUUUAUGAGAGUUGUUGUGAGGUUUUAGGGAAUUAACGGCCCUUCUCUCACUCUUGGGAGAGACACCAGAAUUGACAUGAUUUUUCUCUGGGGGCACUACGAGAUAAAUUAUCAUCAGAUUUUCCUAUUGAGGUCAAUAGCGCUGUUCAUCUGGUUAAGCCCUUAGUUAGACUGUAAGCUCCCUAGGAGGUCUUACUUGCCUUUAAAGGUUGAAUGUAUCUGUGGCACUACUGAAGAGCAACUGUAGCAGGCCUUGUCUUGAUAAAUAGUGUUUCCUGCAACUGGAACUUCCUGAAAGUGAGGGGAGACUCAAAUUCUUGCAGCUGCCCUGUCUUUAGCAUUUCUAUGUUAGACUCCAUUUGUAGGUCAAUCAGGCUCUUGAUCAAAUUUGAUUCUCCUGGCUGGCAAACAACCUAAAUGAAUCACAUGUCAUGUUCUAUCUUAUUACUGCAGGGUGUUUAUCUAAAUUCAUUGUCAUACUUCAGUACCUUGAUUCAGAUUUCAGUAUUUGCAGCAUUCUUAGAUGAAUGAAGUAGGCUUGUUGUUUUGCAAUGCUCACUUGUAUUCCACUUCUUGUCCACCAGGACUCCCCAGUUAUUUCCAGAUCUGUCUUCCUCUCCAGUUGAUCUUCAGUCAGUGUCUUACACAGGGCUAGUCUGUCCCAGAUGCAAGAAUCUUUACCUGCCUUUGGGUGAGAUUCAGGAGGUUUUUGUCUGCUUACUCACUCAAUCUGUCAAGGUUCUUCUGGGUGGUACCCCCCACCCUCUUGCAUGUCAGCAACUCUGCAGUAUUCCUGUUUUUCUGUUAUCAUUGAGAGUAUGUUCUGUCUCUUUCUCCAUAUCACUCAUGAAAACACAGAAUACCAUCAACCUCAGUAUUAUUUUCUGAGGCACGCUUUUCAUAACUUGCUACCAUGUAGACUUCAAACCAUUGGUCAUUCUUCAAGUCUGAGAGGUCAACCAGUUCCUCACCAACCUUCCUACUGGGCUGCACCCAGAGCUCCCCAACACAGCUUGUAAGGAUGCUAUGAGAAACUACAUCAAGAGGUUUGCUGAAGUCAAUGUAAGCAGCAUCCACUGCCCUCCACUGGCAUUUCAUUCUAGAAGGCAGUCAGAUUCAUACCUCAUUACAUCUGACUGCCUCUCCUAGCCACCUUCUUGUCCUUUGAAUGCUUGAAAAUGACUUGCAGAACUUGCUCAUUAAACUUAGGAGGGGCAGAGGUAAGGCUCACUAGCCUAUCGUUCCCAGGUCCUCCUCGUUGUAUUUUUAUAAAGUGGCAUAAUGUAUUCUCCUUCCUACGACUGUCACUGGGGACAUCAUGCAGUUGCUACAGGUUUGCAAAGUGAUAAAGACCAGCUCAUAAUGACAUUCUUAUGCAAAGAGGGCUUUAUUUAUGUUCAAGAUUGUGUACAUGUAGUAGAAGAGAAAGCCUGAGCUGGGAGGAGAACAUUUAGUCGUUAUUCUUUGCACAUUUCUUGUAGCUCCAGUGAGCUUUAGCGAGGCUUAAGUUCCAGUUUGGUAGAUACUGGAGGAGUGCAAAUUAAAGAAUGAAUUGAUGAUUUUAAGGUAAGGUAUAGUAAAGAGUGAAGGAGGCAGGAAAAAGGUAGUUGGAGAGAAACUCAUAAGAGGCUGGGACUAGUGCUACUGAAUGAUAGAUUAGCUUCAUGAUUGUACUAUGCAGAGGUGUGUCUUGCCAGCAUUCCUGAAUAAUGAUAUUGAGAUGCUUAGUGCUGCCCUUCAAACUGUAGAAGCUCUCUCUGUUACUUGGAGGAUGUUGCAGACAGCUGCUCAGUGGGCAGAGAAUGAGAAAGAAAUCAGUGAAGAACAGUCGUUGAGAAUCUUCUUUAUUGUAAUUGCCCUCUGCACUGAAUAAAGAAGAUGCUUCAAUGUAUAUGCCUUGAAACUGAAAAGGAAUUAUGUCAAGCAGAUAAGGACUUUGCUUUGAUGUCUUCAGGAACAGUUUCUUAGCCAGAGAGCAUCUCAGUGAAGCAACAGUAAAGCCUGCUACGUGUCAUUUGUUGAGAAAAUGUGUUUUAUUAGCCCUUUAUAGGAGACUAUCAAGGGAGAACAAACUUCUGUUCUCACUGUGAUACUGUAUUGUUGUAUCUUUGUCUCCUGCAUUCUAAUCCUGUUUGUGUUUGCACUGAGGCAUUCUGUUUUUGUACUACAAAUUACAGGAAAAAUAUGAUGAUGCUUCUUAGAGCAAAAAACAUAAGGGACUACUUGCUAUAAAGAAAGCAGAAUUAUCAGAGGCCAUUAAUUUUUACCAGUACAAGAAUAGAAUUCAGCAGAGAGAGAGAACAGUGUGUCUUAACUACACCAAAGCAUCUUGUUCUUUAAGGAAGUGAACUGUGUCACAGGCAUAUGAGACUGAACUGUCACUAAAGCCUGGGUACCCAUGCAUGUCUAGCCCUCAGUCAGGUGACAUACCAACUUGUGGAGACAAAAUGCACUUCCCAGCUUUGAUGGGGGUAAAAUUCCAUCUCAAGUGCAAGCAUGGCUGUUAGUGUGAUUCCAGUGUGCUGAGAAUAACGUGUCAGCUGGCAUACCUGGAAAAGAGACUUCUUGUACCAACUCAAAGAGCUGGUAAAAUUGGAAGAUGGACUGAUACAUUCUGUUACAUCGAAGAAAGAUGCAAUAUAUGUAUAUAUACCUGCAAACAAUAAUCACAAAAUGUAUUGCUGACCCCUGCAUGUGUGAUCCGGUGUAUUCAUUGUCUUAAAGCAGAGCUGCCAGUGUUAUGAGGAUGCUGAGGGUUUUGCAGAGCUGUUCUGUUUUAAUUGUAAUCUCUGAAGAAAAUGGGAUGAAGAGCAUAAAACAAGCACUAGGUCAGGUCAAAGGUCUGCCUAGCUUGGUAUUCUGUUUCUCACAGUGCCCAACUUUGUACACGUAGAGGUUACUUAAUAACAAAUGAGUUGUAUGGUGAUGCCUCGCUUUUACAUUCUGUUAGCCCCAGUGUCUGGUCUCAAAAAGAUAGAAAGUUUCUUCAAGACUGAAGAAAACUUUUGUGAGCCUUUUAGCAAUAGUGCUUUUCCUGCAACUGGGUUUAAUUAUAUUUGUAGAAGGACAUGUAGUCUGACUUCAGAAACGUCAAGGAUUAGCUCAUUUUCCUUGGUAGUCAUUUCUUCUUGCUAACUGCCCCCUCAGUUAGGAAGUUGCAUCUUUUCUUGGAAUAGUGCUUUUCCCUAAGUAUCGGCAUCCUGACACUUUUUCUUGCUAGGAUUUUUUCAGCAAGGUUGAAAAGUCCUAUUCUUCCUUUACAACCAGCUUCUUUGUUGUGUACAACUAUCUGUUGACAGUCAACAAGUGCUUGUAAUCCAUUAACCCACCUAAGUCACUUUUCAUAAGCUUCACAGUGUAAAACUUGUCAUUCAGCCUUUUAGCUCCUUUCCUCCAUGAACAUCUCCGGUAUUCCAUAUUCAUCUGCACUGCGUUCUAGUGUAUUCUUUACAAAAGCAGGAAAUCUUGCUUCCCUGUUGCUAUUCACGCUUCAUAUAUUUGUAUAGCCAAAUAUCAUAGUCCUUGCUGCCCAAAUAGUGCCGUAACUUCAAUAAAAGUCAUAUUCAUGCAGCUGAGCCUGAAUCUGAACUUCUUAUAUCCGCUAUUCAACACACAAGCUACUAUAAAGUAAGAAUAAUCUUCAUUUUUUUUUUUAAUUCCAAAAUGCAUUGUGUUUCCUUUAGCUGUAUUACAGUGCAGUAUUGGAUGAAAUGUUCUUAUAAGUCAGUAUACUUGAGAGCUUAGUCUGUUUGGUUUGCCUCUGUAAUGCCUGGUAACUUUCACUGUCAUACUAAAAGCAAGAUGGAAGGUUCCUUCUCAUGGAGGAGCCAUGCCUCACUCAUCUGAGAGAAGAUGGUGUGUCUGCUCUGGCCUGACCUGAGAGCCCCCACGCACUGGUGAAGCCUUUGAAUUUUCUUUCAAAGUCAAAGGCAACACCAGACAGCUAGCCCAAAGCACCACCAGUUUCAUUUUAGCUUCCUUCUGUCCCAGACAGCUUACUCAGAGGUAGUUCACAAACAGCUGUGCUCUAAAGAGCCACGUAGUAUAUGUCACAGCUGUUUUAUGUGGUCAUAAGGUUUAACUGUUCAGUAAGUAUUGGAUUCUGGAUUCUUAGGAGUCUGUUUUGGGGGUAAUGUAAAUAAGAUUCUUGUUUGUAUUCUUUUGUCUUAAACAUGUAUUAUCCGAAAAAGGGCCUUGCAGAAUCUCUGUUCUGAUUACAGAAACUGGAAAUAAAUCAAUAUAUGAAAGA
This is a messenger RNA of Gallus gallus (chicken), 8418 nucleotides long. RefSeq names its product G-patch domain containing 2 like (gene GPATCH2L). Lineage: Eukaryota; Metazoa; Chordata; Aves; Galliformes; Phasianidae. The record is from RefSeq and is a predicted model, not a curated record. The coding region runs from base 403 to 1878 and encodes 491 amino acids. The transcript has 11 exons.